Castor canadensis (American beaver) is the source of this 1787-nucleotide messenger RNA. It is a transcript of the gene Pdilt, whose product is annotated as protein disulfide isomerase like, testis expressed. NCBI's taxonomy places the organism in Eukaryota, Metazoa, Chordata, Mammalia, Rodentia, Castoridae. Gene Ontology annotation, biological process: protein folding. The record is from RefSeq and is a predicted model, not a curated record. Gene Ontology annotation, cellular component: endoplasmic reticulum.
UCCGCAGGUCAGCCAUGGAACUGCUCUGGACACCCCUACUGCUGCUGGUCGCCUCUUGUGUCUCCACUGUCCACAGCUUACCAGAGAUGGACACCAGUGAUCCCAGCAUCAACAUUCCUGAGCCCCUGCACAUCCUAGAGGAGCGCAACUUGCUGGUGCUGACGCCUGCCGGCCUGACCCAGACCCUGAACGAGACUCGUUUCCUCAUGGUGCUUUUCCACAAUCCAUCGUCCAAACAAUCCAGGAACUUGGCUGAGGAGCUGGGCAAAGCUGUGGAGAUAAUGGGCAAGGGCAAGAAUGGAAUUGGCUUUGGCAAAGUGGAUAUCACCGUGGAGAAGGAGCUUAAGCAGGAGUUUGACAUCAAGAAGGCCCCAGAGUUGAAAUUGUUUUUUGAGGGCAACAGGUCAGAGCCCAUCAUUUGCAAAGGAGUGGUUGAAUCUACAGCAUUGGUUGUCUGGUUGAGAAGACAAAUUAGCCAGAAAGCAUUUUUGUUCAACAACACCCAGCAGGUGGCAGAUUUUGUGAAAUCCAGGCCCUUGGUCAUCAUUGGCUUCUUCCAGGAUUUAGAGGAAGAAGUAGCAGAAUUGUUCUAUGAUGUGAUCAAGGACUUCCCAGAGCUAACAUUUGGUGCGAUAUCAAUCAAAAAUGCCUUUGGACGUUUUCACGUUGUCCUUGACAGUGUCCUGGUGUUCAAAAAGGGAAAAAUUGUGAAACGCCAAGAGCUUAUUAAUGACAGUACGAACAAACAGGACCUCAACUAUGUCAUAAAACAGCACCUUACAGAUCUUGUGAUUGAAUACAAUACUGAGAAUAAGGAUCUGAUUUAUGAACUGCGUAUCUUGAAUCACAUGCUGCUCUUUGUCUCAAAAAGGGCCAAGUCGUAUGCCCUCAUAAUUCAGCAUUACAGACUAGCAUCGAAGGAAUUCCAAAACAAGAUCCUUUUCAUUCUUGUGAACGCAGAUGAACCCAAAAACAAACAUGUCUUUGAAUACUUCCGGAUCACAAAGGUCAACAUCCCAUCUGUUCAAAUCCUGAACUUGAGCUCUGAUGCCAGGUACAAAAUGCCUACAGAUGACAUAACCUAUGAAAACCUCAAGAAAUUUGCUCACAGCUUCCUGAGUAAAAAUGCCAAGAAACACAAAUCCAGCGAAGAGAUUCCAAAAUAUUGGGAUCAAGGGCCAGUUAAGCAGCUCGUGGGGAAGAACUUCAAUGUAGUUGUCUUUGACAAGGAAAAGGAUGUGUUUGUGAUGUUCUAUGCACCCUGGUCUCAGAAGUGCAGGGCCCUGUUCCCGCUGCUGGAGGAGUUGGGCUUAAAAUAUCAAAACCACUCCAUGGUCACCAUCGCCAAGAUUGACAUUACAGCAAAUGACAUUCAACUAAUGAACCCUGACCAGUACCCAUUCUUCAGGCUUUUCCCCACAGACUCUCAAGAGGCUGUACUAUAUAAAGGAGAACACACCAUGAAGGGCUUCUCUGACUUCCUGGAAAGCCAAAUCAAGAUAAGGAUUGAGGAUGAGCUAUUGUCCAUUGAACAAAAUGAAGUGAUAGAGGAGGAGGUAUUAGCUGAGGAAAAGGAAGUACCUUUUAUGGAGAAAGAGUUACCUGAGCAGCAGUUGCCUGAGAUGGAGAACAUAACCAAGCUGGAAGAGUUGCCUGAGAUGGAGAAUGGAACCAAGCUGGAAGAGCCAGCAGCACAAAAGAAAACAACUAAGAAGGAGAAGGAAGUGCCUAAGCCAAUGGGACCACCAAGACAAGAGAAAAUACCAAGAAUCAAGGAAGAACUUUAG